Myotis lucifugus (little brown bat) is the source of this 467-nucleotide messenger RNA. It is a transcript of the gene ELOB, whose product is annotated as elongin B. Lineage: Eukaryota; Metazoa; Chordata; Mammalia; Chiroptera; Vespertilionidae. Gene Ontology annotation, cellular component: VCB complex; elongin complex. Gene Ontology annotation, biological process: transcription elongation by RNA polymerase II. The record is from RefSeq and is a predicted model, not a curated record. Gene Ontology annotation, molecular function: protein binding.
AUGCCCGCAGUCACCUCCUGCAACAACCGACCAAGGACGUGUUUCCUUAUGAUUCCGGGGGCCCCAAGGGCCACCAUCUUUCCCGGGACGCCCAAGGAGUCGAGCACCGGGUUCGAGCUGGAACGCCAUCGUUGAGGGCAUUUUUCAAGGAGGCCGCCCGACGAGCAGCGGCUGUACAAGGAUGACCAACUUCUGGAUGACAGCAAGACCCUGGGCGAGUGUGGCUUCACCAGUCAAACAGCGAGGCCCCAGGCCCCAGCCACUGUGGGGCUGGCCUUCCGGGCAGAUGAUGCAUUUGAAGCUCUGCGCAUUGAGCCCUUCUCCAGCCCUCCAGAGCUGCCCGACGUGAUGAAGCCACAGGACUCAGGAAGCAGUGCCAAUGAACAAGCCGUGCAGUGAUUGGGCCUGGGCCCGCUCCUCCCCAGUGCCCCAUCCCCCCCCCAAUAAAAGAUUUGGGUGUCUGCCUG